This is a messenger RNA of Lingula anatina, 1848 nucleotides long. RefSeq lists its product as uncharacterized. NCBI's taxonomy places the organism in Eukaryota, Metazoa, Brachiopoda, Lingulata, Lingulida, Lingulidae. The record is from RefSeq and is a predicted model, not a curated record.
AUGGAUGCCAUUCUUAAAGAAGAACUAGAGCUAGACAUAACAUCUUCGACAUUCUGGACUGACAGCAAAAUUGUCCUAGGCUACGUGAAGAAUGAAACCAAGAGGUUCCAUGUAUUUGUUGCUAAUAGACUUAGCAUAAUCAGGCAGCUUUCAUGGCCAGAACAGUGGCAUCAUGUAGCAGGUGUAGAAAAUCCUGCAGACAUUGCAUCCCGUGGAUGUAAUGCAGAUGAGGUUAGAAAUAAUGGAUGGCUAACCGGACCCGAAUUUUUAAGCAAGCACAAGUCGGAAUGGUGCUGUGAAGAUCAAAACUUUCAAGUCAUUGAAGAAGAUCCUGAGAUCAAAGGACAGAACACAGUGUCUCAUGGCUGCACAGUGUCAAAACACCGUUGGGAAAAAACCAAGAUGGAAUGGAGUCCAGUGGAGCGAUUAGUUGACCACUACUCAGAUUGGUAUAGGUUGAAGCGAGCAGUGGGAUGGCUGCUGAAAAUCAAGAAAAAGCUCACUGGAAAAGACAAAAGCACUACUAAGCAGUUGGAGCUGAACGAUAUAGAAGAAGCGGAAAAGCUUCUUGUCAGACAUGCACAAAGAGAACAACGACAAAAUCUUUUAGUUGGUGGCAUACCCUCAAAGGAAUUGAAACAGUUGAAUCCAUAUCUGGACAAGGACAACAUUAUAACAGUCGGAGGAAGAGUAGGAAAGGAGAUCAAUGGAUCAAACCAGUGCAUUAUAAUGCGGGGGAAGAUUUCAAGCCUUAUAGUUCAACAUUAUCACCAGAUUGGGCACAUGGGUCAAGAAUACACAUUGGCCCAGCUCAGACAGAAAUUUUGGAUCCGUAGAAAAGAUGUCAAAAGUGUAAUACAUAAAUGUAUUACGUGCAGAAAGUUGAAUGCAAGACCAUGCCGACAGCAAAUGGGAAAUCUGCCAAUGACAAGACUUUGGAUUGGUGAAGCACCCUUCACGAACACGGGAGUAGAUUGCUUCGGUCCUUUCCCAGUAAGAAGAGGAAGAUCUGAGCUAAAACGUUAUGGGUGUAUAUUCACCUGCCUCACGACACGAGCGAUACAUAUGGAAAUCCUGGAAAGUCUUGACACAGACUCCUUCCUCAAUGGACUCAGAAGGUUCAUAUCAAGACGAGGAGAACCUAGAACGAUCACCUCCGACAAUGGAGGUAAUUUCAUAAGUGGAAAUAAAGAAUUGUCACGUGGAUUAAAGGAGAUGGAUCACAAGAAAAUAACUGGAAACCUCCUGAAAAAGGGAAUCAUGUGGAAAUUCAAUCCACCAUCGUCAAGCCACAUGGGUGGCAUAUGGGAAAGACAAAUUCGAAACAUAAGAAAAACAUUGACCUGUCUCAUGCGAGAGCAGACACUGACCGACGAAACCUUGCACACCUUCAUGUGUGAAGUCGAGGCAAUAUUAAAUAAUAGACCCAUAACUCCAGUCAGUGAAGACCCAAAUGAUCUGAAGGCGCUAAAACCCGCUCAACUACUCAUGCUGAAUGAUGGACCUCUCCUGCCCCCAUGUGUUACAGAACAGAAGGACAUAUACCGAAGACGCUGGCGCCAGGUACAAUACUUGGCAGACACCUUUUGGCGAAGAUGGACCAGACAAUAUUUGCCAGGAUUACAACGUCGAAUGAAGUGGCACACACCAUCACCAAAUCUUUCCGUGGGAGAUUUGGUACUACUGAUAGAAGAAAACAUGCCAAGGAAUCUCUGGCCGUUGGGUCGAAUAGUGCAAGUACACCCAGGAGAUGACGGACUUGUACGUUCCGUCAAGUUAAAGACAAGAUCCACAGUCUUAACAAGACCAGUAACCAAGAUAGUAGUAUUGGAAGGGAAGCUUUACUAG